Molecule: messenger RNA, 1227 nt
Organism: Ostrinia nubilalis (European corn borer)
Lineage: Eukaryota; Metazoa; Arthropoda; Insecta; Lepidoptera; Crambidae
Exons: 1
Coding region: 146-1120 (324 amino acids)
Biological process (GO): protein ubiquitination; ubiquitin-dependent protein catabolic process
Molecular function (GO): ubiquitin protein ligase activity
Source: RefSeq, a predicted model, not a curated record
AUUGCGUGCGGGUGAAAACUUUGGUGUAAACAAACAGUUUUUUUUCGAAGUUUCACCACCUCCCUGCAAUUUAAUAAACGUUACUACUGAAAGAAAUAUUACACAUUUGAGGCAAUUUGAAAGGUCAAUACAGAAUGUUGCAAUUAUGAUCUCAAUUAUAGCAACAAUUAUUAAUUCAGUGGCGGAUACCAUUGUUAAAGUAUUUUAUAUUGUGUCAUAUAUAGGAAAACUAAUAGUUGCGACUGCUGCAGGCAUUGCAAAUGCUAUAAACAAUGUUUUUGCAAGUUUGGCGUUACUCCUGCAAAUAGUUUAUGAAGAUAACCUUAAAAUAGUUACAGAAGAUAUACCGAAUUUGGUUCAACAUUCUGUCGAUACCUGUGACAGCCAGAUUCAUUAUGUUUUAAGUUGUUUGGGAUUACUGUUUAAUGAUGUCAACUAUAAGAUUGGGGUAGUACUUGGAACAUUUCUAAGCAUUUUCGAUGCAAUCAUGAAAGUAGUAAGUGAAGUCUUAUUCUUACUGAAAGAUGCUGCCAUAUUUGUGGGCAAUACCCUGUGGCUGAUUAUAACUUUCCUACCGUUACAAGUUCCACUACUCUUACAAAUUGGUUUUGGGUUUGUCAAAAAUGCAGUGUGUGAUGCCAUUGUGGAUUCUUACAUGGCAUUACUAAAAUUGACCAACUUCAUGACAGACGUGCCUCUGGAGUCAUUCCUUGGUAUUGUGAGUGGUAUCAUAUUAGUUCGUCUCUGUGUACAUUUUAGAAGUACGAUUAUUUCACAAAUGAUAGACCUUCACUGGUCAGUUAUAAGAAAAAUAUUAUAUUUGUAUUAUACACUCUAUAAUUAUGUGACUGAUUCAGAAGUGAGGGUGAUUGCACAUAUGGCAAAUGGUCAGAGUAUUGAAACCAGAGAUUCUGAUUUGAGUGUUAAUAAUGAAAAUGAAGACAAUGGAAGUGCAGAUGCUUUGUGUAUUAUAUGUCAGGAACGACAAAAGUGUGUGUUGACGUUACCUUGUCGUCAUGUGUGUUUGUGUGCUGAAUGUUGCAGAAGACUUUAUGGAUAUCAAAGAACUUGUCCUAUUUGCAGAACAUUUAUUUAUCACUCUGUAACAGUGUACUUGUGAUUUUUACAAUUUUCCUAUUAAACAUUCCUUGCUUUGGAUGAUCUAUAAUUUUGCUUGUAUAAAAAUAGUUUGUUAGUGAGAUUGUUGAAUAAACUUUUUAAUCUUUU